Molecule: messenger RNA, 2039 nt
Organism: Suillus paluster
Lineage: Eukaryota; Fungi; Basidiomycota; Agaricomycetes; Boletales; Suillaceae
Product: cytochrome P450
Exons: 14
Coding region: 188-1765 (525 amino acids)
Molecular function (GO): heme binding; monooxygenase activity; oxidoreductase activity, acting on paired donors, with incorporation or reduction of molecular oxygen
Source: RefSeq, a predicted model, not a curated record
UACAAGCGAGGCCUCGUUCUAGUUAUGACCGUCGGAUGCACUCUUCAACGGCAUCUCUUGGGGCCAGUUGGGUGCUACCAUUGUAGCCCAUAUCCACCCCAGGCACAUGUGAUCCAUCUUCAGGAUAGUUGCACGGUACUUAAAAAGAGUCAUUGAUAUUCAUGACUUGAAUGCCCCGUGACUUACGAUGAGUUCCCUCCAAGCCUUCCUAGCGCUCCUCCCAUCAGCCAUGCUGCAUCCGCCUAACCUGUCCAUCUCUGACAACAUGCAGCUCGUCCUCAGUGCUGCGGCUUGUCUUGGGGCAGUAGGAGUCAUUGCUCGGGUUUAUCUUCCUACAUCAAAGAGUGGCCUUCCUCUCCCACCAUCACCUCCCAAGGCUUGGGGACUUCGUGGGCACUUCCUGCCGCCUCGCAGCCCAUUUCUCACUGUAGCGGGAUGGGUUGAGGAAUACGGUCCUGUAAUCACCAUCCGCUCAAGAUUUGAGAACAUCGUUAUCAUCGGCCGUUACAAAGCCGCGGUAGAUAUUAUGGAGAAUCAGGGAAAGUCACUAGCUGAUCGUCCUCGCAUGGUUGCUGCUGGUGAAAUUUUCGCUGGCGGAGUCGGCAUCGCCUUUCUGCCCUUUGGGGAAAGGUUUCGUUCCAUGCGUAGAGCACUUCAUUCGCAUCUUCAGCCUAAGGCAGCUGGGGCUUACGAGCCCCUGCAAAUGUCACACGUGAAGAAUACUGUUCUCGACAUCCUUGAUGAUCCAGACAACUUCCAGAACCACGUGCAAACUUAUGCUGCGACGACAAUUAUGAAAGUUGCAUAUGGGAAGAAUACACCCACAUCUGCGACUGAUCCUGAAGUCAUUGAGAUUAACAAACUCAUCAGGAUGACUGGUGAAAUCCUGCGCCCUGGUGCUUACUUGGUGGACACGAUCCCUUGGCUCAAAUACCUUCCUUGGUACGGCCGAGAUUUAAGGCUGGCGUUUGAGAGAAGCACGAAACUCAACAUGGGUCACCUGAACCGUGUGAAAGAGCAAAUGCAGAGCAAUGUGAACAUCGGCCCUUCGUUCGCGAAAUAUAUGCUAGAAAGCAGCGAUCACUUUGGAUUGACAGAGGCUGAAACUGCCUCGCUUGCUGGUUCCUUUUUUGGAGCUGGAUCAAAUACGACUGCUGUGGCGAUAUGCACGGUGCUCAUGGCAGCCGCUUGUUUCCCGGAGGAGCAAGCUACAGUUCAGGCAGAACUCGAUGCGGUCAUCGGAAGGCACCGAGCGCCGACCUUCGCCGACCUUGAAUCCCUUCCUCGCCUGCGCGCCUUCAUUUCUGAGGCUUUGAGAUGGAGACCCGUGGCUGUCAACGGGUUGGCUCACCGAACAACCAAAGACGUGAUUUGGGGAAACUAUUGUAUCCCAGCGGGGACUACGGUAAUCGGCAACCAUUGGGCCAUUUCUCGAGAUCCAGAAGUCUACCCUGAGCCUCAUGCGUUCAAGCCUCAGCGUUGGAUCAAUGACCAAGGUCGCCUGAGAGACGAUCUUAAAUUCUUUGUCUAUGGAUUUGGUCGGCGUGUAUGUCCUGGCCAACAUGUCGCGAACAGAUCGGUGUUCAUCAACUCGCUCCUUAUUCUUUGGGCCUUCCGGCUUACUCUGGAUCCUACGAAGCCGUUGGAUGACAUGGAUUUCAUGAACGGGGAGAUGUCCAAACGGCCGUGCGCACUCCAGUUUGAGACGAGGAUUCCAGAAACGGAACUCAGGCGCAUGAUGCAGAAUUAUCCUGAGGUUGCAUGAGAAACCUUGACGCUUAUGAUAUCACCGCCCAGAAGACAAGGAAGAACCGGGUCGGGACGAACCACUAAUUCAUGCACGCUGUAUCAUCGUCUAUGUACAUCGUGUAUUGCAAUCAGCUCAGAUUCUUUCUUGCCCAUCUAGGUACGCAGGUGGACACACUGAUCAGUAGAAUGUGUAGCCGUUGCACUGAUCCGAUACUGUGGUCCAUGUAUCCUAUUCGAUGAUAGUAACCUUCAAAGGCUAGCUUCGUCCCUGUUCUUAUUUACAGAUGAAA